Mus musculus (house mouse) is the source of this 8806-nucleotide messenger RNA. RefSeq names its product rhomboid domain containing 1 (gene Rhbdd1). The transcript is spliced from 7 exons. Gene Ontology annotation, biological process: negative regulation of apoptotic process; positive regulation of protein metabolic process; membrane protein proteolysis. The record is from RefSeq and is a predicted model, not a curated record. Gene Ontology annotation, molecular function: peptidase activity; serine-type endopeptidase activity. Gene Ontology annotation, cellular component: mitochondrial membrane; endoplasmic reticulum membrane; membrane. Bases 328 to 1212 code for a protein of 294 amino acids. Lineage: Eukaryota; Metazoa; Chordata; Mammalia; Rodentia; Muridae.
GCCAGCCCCAGUGGAGAGGGUGGAGAGGAGGACCACUGCCUCAUGGAGCUCUUCCUUGUCACUAACUCAAAUGAACUCUGUCAGACAGUAGUCCCGUCACCACCUUCUGCACAGUUGUGUAUCCCUGCUCUUGCGUUCCUUCUCUGUGCUUACAACACCCUGAGCCAGUGGGUGUUUUACUUCCUGGUGACAAGUGAGCAUAAAAAACAAGGACUACAUUUUUUUUCAAUGUAGGAUUUGGCACAUACGUGCAGUUCUCCGUGUACCUCCCUGGGUUCCUAAUCCUCUAGCACAGAUCCUUAUCCACGCUCCUGAUAUCCUGCAGUCAUGCAGAGGAGAACGAGAGGGAUCAACACCGGCCUCCUCCUGCUCCUCUCUCAAGUGUUCCAAAUUGGGAUCAACAACAUUCCGCCUGUUACCCUCGCAACCUUGGCUGUCAACGUCUGGUUCUUCCUGAAUCCUUGGAAGCCCCUGUACCAUUCCUGCAUCAGCGUGGAAAAGUGUUACCAGCAGAAAGACUGGCAGCGUUUACUGCUCUCUCCCCUGCACCACGGAGAUGACUGGCAUUUGUAUUUCAACAUGGUGUCCAUGCUCUGGAAAGGUGUGAAGCUGGAGAGAAGGCUGGGAAGCCGAUGGUUUGCCUACGUGAUCGCCACCUUCUCCCUGCUUACGGGGGUGGUGUAUUUGCUCUUGCAGUUUACUGUUGCCGAACUCUUGAAUCAGCCUGACUUCAAAAGGAACUGUGCUGUGGGCUUCUCAGGAGUUUUGUUUGCCUUGAAAGUUCUUAGCAACCAUUACUGCCCCGGAGGCUUUGUCAACAUUUUGGGCUUUCCUGUCCCUAAUAGAUUUGCUUGUUGGGCAGAGCUGGUGGCCAUUCACUUCUGCACCCCAGGGACUUCCUUUGCUGGGCACCUGGCCGGCAUUCUGGUUGGACUGAUGUACACGCAGGGGCCUCUGAAGAAAAUCAUGGACACGUGUGCAGGCAUUUUUAUCUCCCACGCUGGGCCUUCAGGACAGCAGAACCACUUUAACAAUGCAGGCCCCUCCGGAUAUCAGAAUCACUAUGCAGAUGGCAGACCAGUGACCUAUGAUGCAACUUACAGGAACUAUGAUGUCUACACAGCGGGCCUGAGCGAGGAGGAGCAGCUGGAACGAGCAUUAAGAGCCAGCAUCUGGGACCGAGUGAGCCCAGCCACCUCACCUGCCUGCUAGCCUUUCCCUGCCAGGGGCUGUGUCGCCCGCCUCAACUGUAAGUUGGGAUAAGCACAUCCCCCCUCCAGUUGUCAGGUGUCUGAUCACAGCCCUGAGAACAGAACUGACACCAGUGCAGGUGGCAGUAGGGUCGCAUGGGGGAGGGGAAGGGGGUGACCUGAGUUUUGUGAAUCUGGCUGCAGUCUUCUGCAAACAAGAACUGAGAACUGACCGGGUAUCUGAUGGCAUUUUGUGAUGAGAACACACAAAGUGUAAUAGUGUAGCCCUUGGAUUUAAGGAGGGCAGGCCUACUAGCAGCAGUCUGCAGAGAUGCAGACAAGAAUGAGCAGACAGCCAAGCUGAAAUAGUGUGUUAUAACUAACUGGAGUAAUGAGUAUCGGGGUUGUGAGCUGUGAUACAUAGGUAAUUUAUUGCUGUAUACCAAGUCACUGUGAAACUGGUGAUGGAAGGUGAUGGACAUUCUUGCUUAUCAGAGCAUGGGUCAGCAGGGCCAGGAUACCUGACUUUCGGCUGGCAAGUUGCAGUGGUCAGUUUGGAGCAUUCUGCAAUGGCCUUGCAAACCCACCUGUUCUCAUUCAACAGGUUGGCCCAGGCUGGUUACAAGGCUUCCAAAGACAGAGUGUGGAAACCAGGAAGACAGGUGACAAACUGUCAGUCUCAUGGCCUUGUGUUACCAAAGCACGUUACAGGGGCAGUCAAGUCAACAGAAAGGAGAAAUGGAUACUCUAUCUCAGAAUGGCAAAGAGGGGCUCGGCCAUUAUUUUAAAUCAUUGUGUGCAGCAUCACAAACUCUAGAAGUGUGACUUGGUGUCAUAACCCUGACAGUGUCAUAACAAAUCCACGUGGAUGUUCCCGUGCAUAUGGCUGAUCAUGAUGCAUCAUGGACUAGCGAGGCAAGCCAGGACUCAUAUGCACAGAGGGAAUAGUUCAUCCCCUUCCCAUUCACUGACUUCAGUUAAAUUCCAGGAGCCAUAGAAUGCCUGUGUGAUGAAUAGGUUAACAUUUAGGGUUUUGAGGGAGCAACAUUGGAUCAUCACCAUCUUUUUAUUUUUAUUAUUAAUGUGUCUGCCCAUGGCAACCCUUCAAAAAUGAUUAAAGGUCAGAGGAAAAACUCAGGGAAUCUAAGUCAGAAUAUGAACAUGGGAUCUAGAAAGUUCCCUUGUCGAAUUCUUGUAAGAGAAAGGAGUCAAUCUUAAGUGAAUAGGUAAAGUGCCAUUUCUCGGGUUUAACAGAUGUCCCUCGCCUUCCCCUCAGUUUUAGAGGAGUCAGUAGUGAAGGUGCUUUCUUAGUUUCCCACCACAGACAGAACGUCUAAGGGACCAAUGCUUUAAUUCUGAUGCAGACAUAAUUCUGUUUCAGUCAUCCAAGUCCAGGGUUGUCUGGAUCAUUGUUUUGAGUCUAAAGUUGUACAGCAUCAUGCUGGGAGCUUGUGUCAGGCUGCUCAUCCCUUGGCUGCUUAGAAGCAGAGGACAAGAGACAAGAAGAAGCCCAGAGCAAGACAGACCCUACAGAAACAGGCUCCUGGUGACCUGUUUGUCCUGACAAGAUCCCACCUCCCAGUAGCUCAUUUAGUUAAGAACUCAUCCAGCCGAGGACAAAGCCUUCCACACAAUAACUGAUAUCAGAUCCAAACUAUAGCAGGUAUUUCUCAAAAAGAGAGCAGCUUCCUUCAGUAAUUGCCUUCUGUAUCCUUCAGAGACAAGUGGGUAGAACAGUGGUCCUCAACCUUCGUAAUGCUGUGACCCUUUAAUACAGUUCCUCAUGGUGUGGUGACCCCCAACCAUAAAAUUAUUUUUGUUGCUACCUCAUAACUGUAACAUUGUUAAUUAUGAGUUAUAAUGUAAAUAUCUGUGUUUUCCUAUAGUCUUAGGCUACCCCUGUGAAAGGAUCAUUUGACACCCUUCUGCAAGGGGUCGAGAUCCACUGGUUGAAAACUGCUGAUUUAGGGGGUUGUUUAGCUAGAAGCAUCCUAAGAUGUGUCUAACACUUCAGAGUAGUUUUAGAGACUUGAAUGUAACUGCAGAGGAAAGUUUUUGUAUUUUGUGGAACAGAAAAGGAAGUUAGAGUUAGCCUUUGAGAAUGUUUUGUUUAUAAAUCUCUAUUGUUAAUCUAAUAUAAAUCUAAUAUUUAACAGAAAAUAAACAAAAAUAUGUAAAUAUCUAGUAAUGGUUGGGAAAUUGGAUACAUAAAUCUUUAGAGAUGUCAUAUACUUAAUUCUGUAUUUUUAAAUAUUUUAUUUAUUUUUAUUUAUGUUGGUGAUUUGCUUGCAUGUGUGCUUGUGUGUCACAUGCAUUCAGUGUUCACUGAGGUCAGAAGGUGGUUUUGGAUUCCCCAGGAAUGGAGUUACAGUAGAUGAUUGUGAGCCACCUGGACUCCUACCAGGGGCCUCUGUAAGAGUAGCUGAUGAGGGUGUCAGUUUCCUGACUUCUGGAAGGCGCAUGGGAAAGAAUCAAGUAAGAGGCAUGUGCCCAGUUAUUUCAUAAAGAGAACCAAUCUUCCUGAAGAGAUAAUAGUCCAGUAAUUGUACAUCUACUUAGUUCCAUAAUUUAUGUGUCAUAAAUUUGAGUAGAUUGAAAUUUAUACAGUAAUCUGAAUGAAGAAUAAAUGGUUUAUAGUUUUAUUGUACCAUGAAGACAUUAUAUACAUGUUAAAAGCAACAUUAUUGAAAAGUCUAAUGGUAAUGGUAUGAUUAUGAUGUUAUUAAAUUAGUCAAGUAGGGUACAAAACCCUCUGUAUCAUAUGAUCAGUAUUUUAUAUAAUUAAAAAAAUAAAGCAUUUUCCCACAGGGGAAAAAAGAAAAAAAAACUUUUAAAAGCCCUUUCAGAAUAUCUCCUUUUUAUCUUAAUAAAACAAUGAUAAAGUAUUUGGAGGAAAACAAAAUUGGAGUUAAUCUAAGCAUUCUAUAAAGGCAGAAGUCUUGUUAGUAUCUGUCACUACUGUGCAGGAAGUUGUUUUAGAUCACUUUUCUUGAAAUUAGUUCCAUAUGCUAUUUAGAACAUUCAUUGAAAGUAAAAUUCUGUGGUCAAGCAAGUUUAGAGAAAAUUAAUUUAAUAAAUUAGUUCCCUCGGAGCAGAACUAAUUAAAAUCAUUAGUAUUCCAUUGCCAUGGUGGCCGUCUAUGGUAUUGCAGCUUCCAGUGAGCUUCUUUGGGCCAGGGAGAAGGCAGAUGGGAGCUUUGUCUUGGCUGAGACCUGCGCAUAUCCUGUGACUUUACUCCAUACUGCUAUGGUGUGUAUCUCUCAAGAACAGAAGGCAUCUGCUACACACAACCCCAUUGUCACAUCCAAGAAAAUGAGCAAUUCCCCAUCAUCUAACACGUAGUCCAACCCAAAACUUACCAGUUUUCUUUAAAAAGUAUUUUUACAGUUAAUUUUUCUUUUUAUUUGUGUAUCUGUGUGUGUGUGUGUGUGUGUGUGUGUGUGUGUGUGUAUGUGUGUGUGUGUAUACACCAGUCAGAAGGCCCUUGUGGAAGUGGCCUCUGUCCUUCCACCCUAAGUUCAGUGAUGGAAUGCAGGUCUCACAUUUGAUUGACAGGCACAUUACAGGCUGAGCCUUCACCAGCCCUGGGGCUAAUUUUUGAGGUCUCCAUUGUUGUAUUUUAUUAUUUCUUUAUUGUAUGAAAAGCACUCCCUGGUUUGUUUGUUUGUUUUCCUUUUUCCCCCAGAGACUGUUAUUAGGGUUUCUGUUUCUGUGGUAAAACACCAUGAACAGAAGCAUCCUGGGGAGAGAUGGGUCUGUUUCACCUUACACAGGCCAUCAGCCUUUUGUUUCAACUUACACGGGAAGUCAGGGAGGGAACCUGGAAGUGGGAACUGAAGCAGAGGUCAUGGCAGGUAAAUGUAACUUUAUUCGCUUGAUGUAAUUGUUGUCUCUGAGACUUACUGCCUCAGUCUGCUAACCUAUAUCUAGUCCUAGAAGCUCCUAGCCUCCACAGUCUUACCCAGGCCUAGAAUGCUUUCAACUCUGAGACGAUUGCUGAAUAAGCUCACCCUUUCUAGGUCUCUGAACUCUGACUGGCUGGUUCAAGUCAGCUGUUCUGGUUCAAACUCCUCUCCAAGCUGACUGAUUCAACUUGACUUCUCUUUCGGCCUCUGACUGAAUCGCUCAUACCCACUUUGACCAUUUUUUUCCUAAUCUUCUGGUCCUUCUCCCCCUGGGUUUAGCUUGUUCUCUCUCUGCAACCUGUAUCUCUAUAAUUCUCUGUCUUUCCUGUUUCCUCUUUUUUUUUUUGGGGGGGUUUUUCGAGACAGGGUUUCUCUGUAUUGCCCUGGCUAUCCUGGAACUCACUUUUUAAACCAGGCUGGCCUCAAACUCAGAAAUCCGCCUGCCUCUGCCUCCCAAGUGCUGGGAUUAAAGGCGUGGGCCACCAUGCUUCCUGUUUCCUCUUGUGUUGUUUCUCUUUCCUCUCUGUUCUCAUGAGAGUUGGGCAUAUCCUAUCCUGUGAUAUCUUUCUCUAAUUCAUCACUUUGUCUGCCACUCAAUUGGACAUAGCUUUCAAACAUGGGUGCCUUAUUCUACAAACUAACUUUACCUUCAUUGUUUGGAUUAAAGGUGUGUGCUAAGGAUGUGUCUGUAUUCCAGCCAGAGUAGCCGAGUUGCUGGAUUAAAAUCCCUCUACAAUGGAGGAGUACUGCUUACUGGCUUGCUCUUCAUGGCUUGCUUUACCUGUUUUCUUGUAGAACCCAGGACCAGCAGCCUAAAGGACUCCCACAUCAAUAAUCAAUCAAGAAAACAGUCCACACGCUUUCCCAUAGGCCAAUCUGGUAGGGUUAUUCUUUCAAUUGAGGUUCUCUAUUUCUAAAUAAUUCUAACUUAUAUCAAGAUGACAUAAAACCAGCCAACACAAUUGGCCCUGCAUCAACUUUACACACACACACACACACACACACACACACACACACACACACACUAUUCAGUUAGAACCUUUUCUUUCUCAUCUAUCCCCAGGAUGGCAUGUUAAUAUUAAUAUCACUGUACACAAAACUCUUUUUAAAAAGUCUCAUGAUCUUUACAAACUCAAAUGAUUUAAAAGUUCAGCCCCUUUGAAACAUUCAAAGUAUCUUUCAGAGUUUCUCUAAAAUAUUCAAAGUCUCUAAAAAUAUCCAAAGUCUCUAUAAAAUUCCUAAUUCUCUUAAGUGUGGACUCCUGUAAAAUCAAAAGUAAGUUAUAUCAUUUCUUCCUCCACUGGAAGAUCCAGGGUACAAUCUGGGAUUCACUCACAAUCCUCUGGUCUCCAAAGGGCUCUACUUCUCCAGCUCUGCCUUUGCAGCAGGCGACAACAGCUUGUCUCAGAGAAUCAGGCUGGCACCAGGCCACAGGGGCUGCUGCCCUUCGUGGUUGCCCCAUGAUACUGGCAUCUCUAAAAUGUUGGAUGCCCACUGCAGGUGAGCUACACUUUCACCAGUAGUGUUUCCUGGGUUCCCUUCCAAUAAUUCAGUCCCUACCACAUGGUGGUACCAUGCCUCAAGUCAGGAACCUAGAGACAGAAACUUAAACUGGGGCCAGGAAACAGUGCUGUUUAUUGGCUUGCUUCUGACAGCUUAUCUAGUAUGCUUUUUUUUUUUUUUUUUUUUUAAAUCCAGGGGUGGCACCACCUACAAUGAACUGGUCUCUCCUAUGUCGAUAAUCAAGAAGUGCCCUUAAGGGUUGCCCAGCCCUGGGUAUAUUAGUUGAAAUUCUUUCUUACCAAAUGAAUAUAGUUUGUAUCGAGUUAGCAUAAAUCUAACCAGCACAAACACCAGUCCCAUUGAACUGUAAGAAGUCUACAUUUUAUCUGGUUAUUUCUUCCUGGGGCAUUUGAUGCGUCUCUCUAUUCUCUAUCUACUAAAUAUUAUCAAUCAGUCACAUUAGGAGCUCGUUAGACUCGGACUAGCCAGUGUUAGCAGGAAGAUGACAUAACUACUGUUAAGUCCUUUACAGUGGUUAUGAGGUGUUAGAUACACACCUUCAGGCGAUGUCUUCUUCAUUUGUCACUAAGGCGACAGGGCUGCUUCCUCUGGUUCCUCUUCUGUGAGACCAGUUGAAGCCCCUUAGGAGUGUCUGAAAGGGAGUGUGUCUGUGCCCGUGGUUCUGUGAUCUCCCGCUUGCCCAGUCUUCAGCUUUACCCUUCCUGAGUUCUUCCUGGCAGCAGAAUCUGAGGCGGUGAGCAAGUUCCCACAUACCACUCUCGGCUUAGGGUUUGGUGGUUUAACUCCUCAGCUCUUGUCUGUACCCGAGGAGAGUUACUGUUUAGACUGCCCGGCCCUUGUGUUUAUUGUUGGGGCAGGCCUGGUGUUCUGUGUACUUCUCAGCAUUCCACGUAGUGUCUCCUUCUCUGGGGUCUGAGCCAACCACCCCUUAGGGGUUUGCUUUAGAAGCUUCGUAUUAUUCGUUGUGUUUAUUUUUACUUUUUGACUGAAGAUACUUUAGAAACAGUAGUUCCAAAGGCUGUGUGCUUGUUUAUUUCUCUAUGAUUCAUGAGUUGUUGUUACCAUAAGGAAUGUUAGUUUAGUAGUUGUGAUUUGGUUUUGGGUUUAAAAAAAAAAAAGCCAGCUAAGAGAAAUUCGUUGGGAGAAAGAAUAACAAACCCACACCAUUAGUUUGAUACUAUUCUUCAGUUAAACACAUUGUAAGGUAAGUUAUGGGAUUAAAGUAGCAACUUUUUAACCUUAGAGUUUUCUAAUAUUUCCAAACAGUACCCUGCCAUAAUUACAAGUCCUAACGUGCAUGCCAGGAGUAACACGGCCAAAGCAGCCUUUGUAGAAGAAAUAGAGAGAUCGCUAUUAUUCCAAGAACUAGUUCAUUCCCUAUUAACUGAAAUUUUGUCUUGUCCUGUUGGCAGUCAGCACUAACAAAGGAGUCCAGGAGGCAGCUGAUACCAUACCAUAGUAGGAAAGCCUUGGUUAAGAGCCAUCUCUGAGUCAAAAGGCAGACGCCUGCUAGGAACAGUAGCUCGCUGAGUUUUUUGUUUGCUCCCCACCCCAUGCCUUCUCUAAUCUCUUCUCCCCUCCCCCACUGUUGUUCUUUAAUGGCCUGCCACCAAGUUCAGCUGGCACUGGGCACAGAGUUCUUUCUCUCCUUUCCAACUUUUGUCUGCCACCUAGGGCCUGGGGCUGGUGAAAUCUGGAACCCCUUGCUGAUGUGUGGGGUGCUUGUGCAUAUCUUCUGUUAAGUUUCUGAAAAGCACACGGCCACAUCCACACUGGCUGCCCUGUGAAGAUUGGGCAGCGCUACACCAGACAGUGUGCUGGGCUGCUCCUUAGCCAUAUGUGAAAUCAAGGCAAAAUGCACUCCAAAAGCCUUGGCUUGACAGUGAGACAGGCUGCCAUGACCGAAAAGAAAUAGACUCCCAAUUAAUAUCUAGCGCUUUUGCUGUUGAUAUCUUUGAGUCCUGUUUCUACCAACCAUAUAUUCAAGGAGAUCAGCUGAGGUGUGAUUUAAAUGGGGUGGGGGGGUGUUGUGGUUAACUUGCAAAUUUCUCCUUUCUAUGUGGCACCAUGAAGGCACAUAAAGGUAGUGUUUGUCUUGAUUAUUUUAUUGUAUGGGAAAUUAUAAGAAAGGUGGACUAAAUUGUAUUCAGUGCUUUUAAAAUCAGUUAUAUUUACUGCAAAAAAAAA